AUGAAUGUAGCCAAGCGAAAGUUUAUUAAAGAUAUGAUGUCGCACUACCGUGCAUCCCAACCACCUGCAGAUCAUCAAGAGAUUUUGAAAGAUUUACAGGAACGUGUAUUAGACAUUGGUAUGCGUUCUGUUAAUAAGGCACAUGUGGAGCUUUUCGGUUCUCACGUGAGUGGAUUCUGCAAGCCUACAUCAGAUGCUGAUCUCUCUCUAACGUAUCGUAAUUUCUCACCAUGGCUGCAAGGAUUAGAACGUGUGGAUGAUCAGAAUAAUAAACGAAUGACACGUUUCUCAAAAGAGGCGGCAGAAAUGGGAAUGGAGGAUGUUCGUUAUAUUCGUGCACGUAUUCCAGUUGUGCAAUUUACCGAUAGUCUUACUGGAUUACACUGUGAUGUGAGUAUUGGUAAUGUAGGAGGUGUGGAAAACUCAAAGAUUCUUGCGGCUAUUCGAGGUAUAUUUCCUGAUUUCUAUCGAGCGUAUAUUCAUCUUGUGAAGGAGUGGGGAAAGGCACGUGAGGUGAUUGCCCCUGAACGUUCAACUUUUAAUAGUUUUACUGUUACCACCAUGGCAUUAAUGGUUCUUCAGGAAUUAGGAUUACUGCCUGUCUUUUCCUCUCCCACAGGGGAAUUUGGUCAACUCACAUUACCAGAUGUAGAGAAACAGUUAGAGAAGUUUACAUUACCUCCUAUAUAUGAUUCUUUACAUGGAGAUGAUGAGAAACUUGGGGAAGCGGUUUAUUUCUGUUUACAACGGUUUGCGGAAUACUACUCCAAGUAUGAUUUCCGAAGUGGAACAGUGAGUCUUAUUCAUCCACGUCGUCAUCGUAGUGUAUAUGAACGUGUAGUUAAACGACAUUUAGAAUUAUUGGGAGCGAGAAAGCGAAUGGAGUGGGAAAAACAUCUUGCCGAACACAGAGAAGAUGGGGCAUUUAAUGAAAAUGACUUUUCUGCGUCUAUGCAGAAUGAAUCCACACAGCGGCCUAUUAACACACCGUAUGUAGUGGAGGAUUUUGUGAAUUAUGUGAAUUGCGGUCGUCGUGUGCAGGCCUCACGGGUACGGCAUGUCCAACAGGAGUUUACACGACUGCGGGAGAUGUUAAUAGAGAAGGAGAGUGAAUUGCGGUUUGAGGAAGUCUUUCGUGAGAGUGAUGUGGUUCCACGAUUUCAUGGAUUUGAAGGUGUGGGAACACGAGACCCACGUGUAAAGACAUUCCGUGCACAAUCAUAA
Trypanosoma theileri is the source of this 1224-nucleotide messenger RNA. Its product is annotated as mitochondrial editosome-like complex associated TUTase. NCBI's taxonomy places the organism in Eukaryota, Euglenozoa, Kinetoplastea, Trypanosomatida, Trypanosomatidae. Gene Ontology annotation, biological process: RNA 3'-end processing. The record is from RefSeq and is a predicted model, not a curated record. Gene Ontology annotation, molecular function: nucleotidyltransferase activity. The coding region runs from base 1 to 1224 and encodes 407 amino acids. The transcript has a single exon.